Lingula anatina is the source of this 663-nucleotide messenger RNA. RefSeq lists its product as uncharacterized. The record is from RefSeq and is a predicted model, not a curated record. Lineage: Eukaryota; Metazoa; Brachiopoda; Lingulata; Lingulida; Lingulidae.
CUACGAACCAAACAUUUACACGUGAAAGUGAACGAGGGGUGUGUUUUGUGUUGUUUUGACCAGUGAGCAGUCUGUCUCAUGGCAGAUUUAUCAGACUUGCCACACAAGGCCCCAUCUCCAGCAUCAAGACCCAAGUGGAAGCGUUACUAUGUGAAGGGAGACAUAGUUCCAUUUGAAGAAGAUGCCACACAUGAAUUUAAAGGACAUAGGAACCUCUCAGUGGAAGAUGUACCCCCCUGGGCUGUUGGCCCAAAUAAUAAGAGAACAAGAAGAGCAGUGUCUCGGACCUUGAAUGGCUUUCUGAACACUGGCAAAGGUGGGACAGUUUAUCUUGGGAUCACUGAUGAAGGCCACGUCCGUGGCCUUAAUCUUACUCAGUAUAUAAAAGAUCACAUGGUGGUGGCUGUGGAUGACCUCAUGAGCCGGUACACACCCCCCGUGGCUUCUCACCGCUACAAGAUCAGGUUCAUACCUGUGGUGCAGAGAGAUGCUACAGAGGAGCAGAUUGAGACCCUGUGUAACUAUGAUUCAAGUAUUCAUAUUGACCCAGAUGUCAGGUUGAAGCCACACAUCCUGCGAAUGUCCAACUACUGCUGGUGUGACAGGGACCAUAUCGCCAGGAUUAACUCAAGGAGGCAAUACCCAAUAGCGCACUACCUGUAA